Molecule: messenger RNA, 2940 nt
Organism: Clonostachys solani
Lineage: Eukaryota; Fungi; Ascomycota; Sordariomycetes; Hypocreales; Bionectriaceae
Source: the annotation of a GenBank genome assembly
AUGCCUCGCGGAGUAGGCUCCAGUAAGCGAACGUCAGGGGCCGGUCAGCGCGACACUAGGCAUGAGAAUGGGCUUGUCGGUCCAGCAACUGCGAAGCGAGCCGUCGGAAACAAGAACUCCGGGCAGUAUGAGGGCGCUGGGAGGUCUGGGACUGAGAAUGUCCCGGGCCAAGCAGGUCUGCCCUCACCCAAUGCCCACAACAACGGUUCCGCUUACCAGCACCAAUUAAAUGGGAAUGGCAACACCAAGGGUUCUUCGAGAAACGGCAAUGCCAAUGGCGACGCUAACUCCAUGGGCAAUCAAUUGAGCACCAGGCGGACCUCGCUUGGGACCAGUUCGGACGAGACAUCAUCUGAGUCUGGCGGCUCCAACAUGGGUAACCACAACGGUGGUGCCAUGGACGGCCUUCACCGUCAGAUUGAUGUUAAUGCCACCAAGAAUGUCGACGUCCAUCGUGACUCCGGCCCUCUUGAGCUUGUCACUACCGUCCUGAAGACAUUGCCAAUUCACGACACCCUAGCUAUUCUCAUUAUCCUCAUGCACGUCCCCUCCGUGUCCCUGACGUUCAUCUACGCAAUAUUCACCUUCCUCACCUUUGUUCCCCCCGUCACCACCAGCUCUGGAAUGAAUAUCAACUUUGCCGAGAUCUUCGACGGCAACUCGACCACCCCCUCGCCUGUCACUGUCAUGUGCAUGGAUUUAUUCUUUCUUCUCUUCUGGCUCUUUCUUUGGCAGCCCUUGCAGGACAUCCUUCUGGACUUUGCUAAGCCGAUUAUCGCCAUCACGCUUGGCGGUGGCAGUGGAGCAAGGGAUGGCUCUUCUAGAGGUCUCACUACUUGCUUCAUCUGGGUCGUGUUCCACCAUGUGCUUCGAGGCACACGCCUGCAUUGGACACGGUUUGUGCGCCACAUACCCGAGAACUGGCCUAUUCCUUCCACCCUGCAGGACACAUUCAAUUUUCCCACCGAGAGUUAUGAUAUGAGAUCGGGCGUUGGGUGGGUGAAAAGUGUUUUAGCUGUGCAUAUAUUAACCCAGGGGAUUGUACGAUAUGUCAAAGAGUGGUAUCUCAGGCGUGAGAAGGUGGGAGCGCAAGCCAACAUGAGUGAUCCAGAAGCCGGAAAAUCCGCCGGCGGCACGACCGAUCUGUCGACCGAUGCUGGAUUCUCGACAACCGACGCUGAAGCAGGUAUUCAGCAUGCGCCCCCACCGCCGCCUACUACCAUGAGCAAAAAGAGAAGAAAACAAAGUACACAAAUACGCCUACAACAACCGCUCUGGGCUGCUUUAGCGAGCACCAAGAUUGUGGUAAUGAAGGAGUACGAAUUGUCGCAUGCAACUAGCGAGCAGGCUGGCUCGAACGCGACCGAUGUUCACAACCUCGGAAACGCACCGUUCGAGAAGGAGCCAUGCCACAUUUGGAUUUCAUAUGUAGGCAGCGACGAGGUUUGCUUUAACACUAGCCACUUUGAGGACGACGAUGAAGACGACGAGCAGAAGAGUUGCCAAGGAGAGAACGGAGAAUUUGUCUCGAGCCAGGCCAGACACCCGCAGAGGCCUCUGUAUGUCCGUGUCAACAACGCUUUCUGGCAGCCGACCCGCAUGUUCCCACUCGAGAAGCAAUCAGAGGACCAAGUGGGCACCCAAUGGACUGGCGACAUUUAUGGUCUCCGACCUGCCUCCAAGUAUGUCUGUGAGUUUGUCGAUCGCCGUACCGAUGAGGUUCUUUUCAAGACCACCAUUCGUACCGUUCACGAGCCGCAAAAAGAGACAGACAGUGGAGCACCUAGCGCAGUCAAUGGACAACCUUCUCUUCGUCCUGAUUCGCCUGCCACAACUCUGAAAACGUCUAUCCAAGCUGCCGAAUCUAGACUUUUUGACGAGAAAAAUCGCCUCAAGGCAUCCCGCAAGGAAUGGAAGAGCCGAACCAAUGCUCUGAAGAAGGAGAUCGAGUUGACUGAUCAUCAGCUUGCAACAGCUGGUAACAGCGACGAGAAGUUCCGACAGAAGGUUCGCCAACAAGAGACGCAGAAAUCGCAGGCUGAGAGAGACACCGAGACCGUCGCCGAACAGCUGAAGAAUUUUGACACCGCCCCCGAACUAUCCGACCGUCGAAAGAAGCUUGAUCGCCAAUACGGUGGUGAGAAAUCCAUGUACGACGUUGCCAAGAAAGAGUACGAGGAGUUCAAGUCCAAGCUUGAGAAGGAGGUCAAGAGCACGGGUCUGGAAAAGUCCAACCUGGUCAGCAAGGUCAACAAGAUUAGGACAAGAAUCAACCGGGUGGAGACGGAGCUCAACAACAUCUCGGACGCCAAUGCCCGUGGGCUGGACGAGGUCCAACGCCGUCACCAAGAGCGCCUUCACUGGGAAGAGAACACGAAUGCCAUCGAGGCUAAUUACCAAGAGAGGCUAAAUCAUAUUCAAGCGUCCAACGUGAUCAAGGUUGAGCAGAUCCGAGCCCUCGAAGCGCAGUUGGCAAGCUUUCUCGACCCGCAUGGUGCAAUGGCUCUUGACCCCAAUGGCGGAAUGGGAGUCGAUUUGGAUACCUACGAUGAGCAUUACCAGCAGCAGCAUCUUCAACCCUGGAACCCAAACCCAGCUGCUGUCCCACAUGUCCCAAAUAUGUGGAUGUCGUCUUCUGAAUUGAUGCCCUCUGUUUCUGUCACCUCUGGUGGUGCCUCAGGCUGGCAGCCUGCGAUGGCUCCCGCUUUCGAACCAUCCAAAGGUUUCAAGUCUCGUGGUCGUAGCUCUAGUAUGCUCAGCGAUAUCAGCGGCUUCACCCAGUCUACCAAUGAGGAGGACUCGCCACCAGCUCACAGCCUGUCUUACGGUUGGAAUGCCAAUACAUUCACACCUGUUAGAAACACAGGGUAUGGGCGGCAUGACGAGAACAACAGCGGCGGUAGUGGGAAUGGUAGCGUUUCUGCGAGUCCCAGCCCUUGA